This is a messenger RNA of Diaporthe amygdali, 1872 nucleotides long. RefSeq lists its product as uncharacterized. Lineage: Eukaryota; Fungi; Ascomycota; Sordariomycetes; Diaporthales; Diaporthaceae. Gene Ontology annotation, cellular component: ESCRT-0 complex. Gene Ontology annotation, molecular function: ubiquitin binding; phosphatidylinositol binding. Gene Ontology annotation, biological process: protein transport to vacuole involved in ubiquitin-dependent protein catabolic process via the multivesicular body sorting pathway. The record is from RefSeq and is a predicted model, not a curated record. The coding region runs from base 1 to 1872 and encodes 623 amino acids. The transcript is spliced from 7 exons.
AUGUUCCGCGCAGCAGCUCCAGGGCCCUACGAUGAGGCCGUCGCCAAGGCGACGGACGAGAACCUCACCUCCGAGGACUGGGGCUCAAUUAUGGAGGUUUGCGACCGCGUGUCCAGUGAUGCCAACGGUUCCCAGCAGGCCGUCCAGGCCCUGAUCAAGCGUCUGGCCCACCGCAACGCCAACGUGCAACUCUACACCCUCGAGGUCGCCAACGCCCUGAGCCAGAACUGCGGGAAGCCCAUGCACCGCGAGCUGGCCAGUCGCGCAUUUACAGAUGCCUUACUUAAGCUGGCCAACGACCGCAACACCCACAACCAGGUCAAGGCCAAGAUUCUCGAGAGGAUGAAGGAGUGGUCCGACAUGUUCAGCAAGGACUCCGACCUGGGGAUCAUGUACGACGCUUACUUCCGCCUCAAGCAGACCAACCCACAGCUACAACCGCCCUCCGCGCCGCAGAAGAACAGUCUGACCGACGUCGACCGCCAAAAGGAGGAGGAGGAGCUCCAGAUGGCGUUGAAACUGAGCCUGCAGGAGGAGGACAGGAAGAAGUCAGCACAGCAGCCAGCCCCCGCGGGGCCAAGUAGCAGCGGCGCCGCAGCACCUCAGGAGGCGGCCCCAGCGGCUCCCAUACAGCCCAUGCCUUCAGGGACCACGGCAGCGACGGUGAGCCGGGUACGCGCUCUCUACGACUUCGUGCCGUCCGAGCCCGGCGAGCUGGAAUUCAAGAGGGGCGAUGUCAUUGCCGUCUUGGAGAGUGUGUACAAAGACUGGUGGCGGGGCUCGUUGAAGGGAAAGACGGGCAUUUUCCCCCUAAACUACGUCGAGAAGUUGACGGACCCGACGCCCGAUGAGUUGCAGCGAGAGGCGCAGAUGGAAGCCGAAGUGUUCGCGGAGAUCAAGAACGUCGAGAAGCUGUUGACACUGUUGAGCACGAACAGUGCACCGCGGGAGGAGGACAACGAGGAGAUCUCGAAGCUUUACCACCAGACAUUGGCCAUUCGCCCCAAGCUGAUCAAGUUGAUCGAGAAGUACUCACAGAAGAAGGAUGACUUCACUCAAUUGAAUGAGAAAUUCAUAAAGGCACGGAGAGACUACGAGGCGUUGCUCGAAUCCUCCAUGUCACACCCACCACAGUCCAACUACACGCAAUACGCCAUGCGGCCAGCAAUACCUCAAGGCAAGAGCCACAAGGCUACGGUGCACCCCCUGGCCCUGGCUACCCUCAACAGCCACCUCAAGAUCCUCAGAGGUUCUACACACCCGCUCCCGCACAAGCACCCCCAGUCCACCCCAUCUCCCGCAUUCCAGAGACCGAGUGCCACUCCGGCCCCCUUCUACAUGGCUGGAGCGGAAGUCCCGGCUACGGCGGGUCAGUAUCCGCCUCAGAACCAGGGCCAGCGCGUUCCCUCCGCAGGGAAACAGCCUGACGUCCCGCCUAUCCAAACAAACACAUCGCCACCACCAGCGAACCAAUAUGUUCCCUACUCUCGCCCCCCUAUCCCGGGCUCCCAGGCGCCACCACAAGAGCACCAGCGACCCCAGAGCACAUACGGUCCGGGUUCGGGUCCUAACAAUCCACAAGAGCUGUCCACAUCCGUCUACGACUCUCCCGUAGCAUCACACAACCCCCAAUCCGCAGCCACUUAUACCUCCUCGGCUUAUUCCCCAGAUGAUGGCCCGUCAGCACCAAGCGAGCCGUCAUAUCCUGCGCCAUCCGCCCCGUCCGCCCCUUCUGCGCCCGGCGUGCCUGGUAGCCUGAUGCCAGGCGCCCCGCCGCCGCUGCAGCCGAGUGGCCCCGCGUAUGAUGCGAGGCGCUCCUCCGGCGGACAAGCGCAGUAUAAACCUUACGUUCCUCCAUCAAAUGCUUAUUAG